This is a messenger RNA of Ogataea parapolymorpha DL-1, 2727 nucleotides long. RefSeq lists its product as uncharacterized. Lineage: Eukaryota; Fungi; Ascomycota; Pichiomycetes; Pichiales; Pichiaceae. The transcript has a single exon. Bases 1 to 2727 code for a protein of 908 amino acids. The record is from RefSeq and is a predicted model, not a curated record.
AUGAAUAGCCAGUCGGGUCUGCCAGCUCCUGCUAUCAAAGACUGUGUCCCAUUAGACUCUCUUGACGCGCGCAUAUUGCAAUAUCGCUACGCCUCACAGAAAAUACUCAAACUGGUUGAGAACGUUAAAUCCCUCGUCAAAACAUGCUCCCAAGAAAAGAAGAUUGCUUUCACAAAAUACAUCAUACUGCUCAACGGGUGUAUAUUCAACGUCAAUGAUAACAUAUACAGGAGAUCUGAAAUCUUAAUCAAUGGCAACAAGUUUAAUCCGGCCCAAUCUAUAGAGCCUUCGCCUAACACCAGUGCGGUGAGCUUCGACUGUAUGGACAAUUCCACCAAUUACGACACUACCAAGCUUAGGUUGCCAACAGUGAGGCAAAGUUUGGACACUCUAAAGCUGUUGGAGCUAUUGUUAAUUAAUACGUUUGAGAUAUACGACCACAAGUGGAAAAUUGCCAUGAACGAACGAUCUUCUCAGGAAACGAAGAAAGACAAGCCUCUUUUCACACUGGAUGAUAUUUCAGACAUGCUAGAGUUUCCGGAGCUACAGUCCAUGCAGCUCCUGGUUGACGAUGAGCCAGAAAAUGCUUCCGCCGAUGCUAAAGCCGACAUCUAUCUCCGCUCUUUUGACCUCAAGAGCCUGAACGUCAACCUGGCUAAUUUUGAAUUAGCCAUGGAUGUCUUCCGGGACCGCAUUGAUGCUCUUGGCAGAUGCAAGGUCAAAGAGAAUCUGCUUUCGUCACCACAUUGCAAAUACAUUCUUCAGAGAUCGCUUCUGCUUUUAUUGCACCUAGCUGACUUUUACGGUGUGGUCCGCAAAUUUGGCAAAGUCUUAUACCAUAACAACAGCUUCUACUUUGAAAAUUAUGCGCGCACAAGCGACUCCCUUAGAGUGGUGAUGAGGAACUUUGAAGUUUAUUUCAACCAGUCAAAAAAGAACAAUCUACUGCUAGCUGCCAUAACGAAAAUCACGAGAAACGGAAGUUUGAUGGCAGUCCGUCCCGACAAUAUAUUUGAGCUUUAUAAGGUCAGCGACGAUGCACACAGCUUGCUGAGUACGAUGGUCUUUGUCCUGAGAAGGUUUCAGGCGGAGUGGCAAAUCAUUAUCGAUUCGAAUCGCUCUAAUGAGUUCGACAAGGAGCAAUUGAGAAGGAAGCUUAAAGAGCAGACAAUUAGAGAGCGAAACGAGCAAAAACGCUUGCAAUUCAAUGCCCAGCUAGGCAGAAACAUGGAGGCUAUGCACAUAUCGCCCGAGAAGUUCAAGGCAGAUAUGGAAAAACAGUCAAAAUUCCAGAAAGAGCUUUUUGAUGAUGCCAGAGAAGCCAGGCUAAUCAGAGAGGCUGAUGUAAGAGACCAGGAACAGCAGAAAGCAGAAGAGAUGCAGCAGAAAGUUGGAGAACGUGAAAAACAGCUGCGCGAAGAGUUGAGAUCCACCAGAUCGUCUCCAAACUCCUUAUCCCGACAAUCGUCCAUUUCACGCUCGCGGUCGUCUAGUCUGCAGAGCAACCAAGACGAUGGUUCUCUUCGUCGAUCAAAAUCCACUUCCAGUAGGCGUAAUUCUCUACUGGUCACUCCCGAGAUUCACCGCGUGAUUCCAGAGCAGAACGAAACUACGUCGGAUCCUACCUCUCCGCUGAUUGAAUUUCAGAGUCCAAAUAUCAACUUGACCACAACUGGGGCUGGUGCGUCCUCAAAACCCACUCUUCGUCCGCAAACAAAUUCAUCAAAGCCACAGAACUCACCCGUCGACCAUGCCAGAGCAGCGGCUUUGGCCUCUAAAAAAGUGACACAGCCACCGCUGACUGCCCAGCAAAGACUCCAGCAGCAUAUCAUGAAAUCGUCGCAGAAUGGACAGGCCAUUGCGAAAAGAAUUGAACCAAAACCAAGGCCAAGAUCAUUCUAUGCUCACUUAAAUGGAUCUCCUGCAAAAUCCCUGGGUGGGUCAAACUCAGGAAGCAGAAGCAACUCGCUGCAAAGUGAUGCAGAAUUCCCCACCAGCCCGCUAAAUUCGCUCAAACAGAGCAACUUCCCAGACUUCCAGGUCCAAACAAACAGAUCUCGAUCAGGAUCACUACAGGGUAGCGAAAACCUACAGUCACCAGGGAAUAACGCGGCGGGACGCGCGUCUCCAUCGAAUUCUGUGUCGCGUAGUAGGUCUGGCAGUUUGUCGCAAAGGCCAGUGAGCUCGAUUCCAGAAGGUGACGAGACCGCAAAAGGUCCCGAAGUAGACAACAUUGCCACACGGAACUCGCCUAACAAAACAAGCGAGAAUUCUUCGAUCAAAACACGUUCGCGGGCCUCGUCUACACGCCAAAACGGCCCCCCACAGAAUCUUGGAAAUGUGCUAGUUGUUCCUGAGAAUUCGUCGCCUGAGCUUGAUGCAAAUGGGGAAGUGAUCAAGAAAGUACGCUUUACAGGGGUCCCCGAAUAUAGCGAGGACGAAGACGCUCCGACCCCACAGCAAAUGCAAAAACAGAUGCGGCAGAAAUGGUCGUCGUACAAGCCACAGUUCCGAAACAGAACCAAGCAACUCAAUUCCCAAGAAGGACUGGCGUUCCGGAAGUUUCAGGGCUCUAUGGUUGGAGGAGAAUUUGAAGGUUUCAGCAAGGUCAACACGAAUAGCAUUCCUGUGGAGGUGAAUGGAAAGUUCUCUAUGAUGAGUGUGAUCAACUCUCCUGAAUCUCCUGGACCUUCGCGAAAGUUGACUAAGCUUUUCAAAAGACGUUGA